GAGCACGCACGCUGCACGCUUCGGUUCUUCGAUUGUGGCGCGAUCAGGACGCGAGUAGACCGCGGUUUUCCCGGGGGCCGCCGUAUACCGACACCGGCAGACUUGUCUGUGUCAAACUGUGUCUUUUGGCGAUAAAGUUUUCUCUAGAGUUUCGAGUGGUUUUGGAUGAUACAGUGGAAAAGUUAAACCAACACCAACGCAACGUAAAUUACAAAUUAUUAAUUUAGAUAAAAUUAAAACUGGUGACCGCAAAGGGCCAGACAGUGAUAGUGAUAGUCCCUGUCGUGAAUAUAGUGGCAGAGUUGAAAGCGUGUAGUUGAAUUCGCGUACGCCAUCGUAGGAUAUCUCUUCGAGUUGCCAUAUGAGUGUUGCUGGAUAGAACUGUGAAAAUGACAGUGCGAAAUCUAUUGUUGCUUUUGGUUAGCAUAUUUUGCCUGGCAAAGUUUGUCAAAUCGUAUGACGUGCCGGAGCAUCGCGUUGACUACAUCAAACUUGUUGACGGUCAUGAAUAUGAUUAUCAUUAUCACGACGGCGGCCCAGCGCCACGGUUAGGGAAAAGCAAAUCUCAUCAUCCCCACAGCCAUCACAGUCACCGCCAACAGCAAUCAAAGCGCAAAUCGCCCUCGAAGCAGCCCUACUACCACAACAAGUAUUUUGUCACGGGCUACGAGUUGAUCCACACGAAUGAUUUCCAGCCAACGGCGGCGCCAAUAUAUUCCAGCUUCAAGCAGCAAAAUUCACUUCCAACUUUCGAAAGUCAUGAGAAGCUUCGGCGUCCCUUCGUGGAGGACCAUGAUUACCACGAUGAGGACAGCAAAUGGUUACCGAUGGGUACCUUGCUGCCGAAAAGUGUCUUCCCCGGACCCGUCAGGACUUCCCACGGAGCACAGCUGCCGGCGCUUAAGCACACGAACAUUGUAUCUCACGGCAGCUACGAGCCCUCGUCGAGAGUGAACGAAGCGGCGAGUUUUGUUUCGACCAUUCCAACCCAGCAGACGACACCCACGAUCCGUCAUCAACCGGUUGGGACGAGUUUCCUCACGAAUGAUACGGUUCCUUCGAACACUCCAGGUUUCCACUACAUCGCCGGUGGUUACACGUACUUCAAUUCACACCCAUCAAACCAGGCACAGAAAAUCAUUAAGGAGGCAUAUCUGAAUCGACCAGUCGGUACGUAUUAUAGUACGACGAGAAAGCCGUAUGUCGCGCCAUCGCUGACCACGCCGUCGCCAGCCACGGCACAGCAGCCUGUAAAAUACUCACCCCCACGGAGACCGUACAUUGCUCCAGCCCAAACAACCACGAUACGACCAUAUGUUGCGCCCUCAGUGUCACAAUCAACUGGUCAGAGUCAGGCACUGAGCCAAACUGGCACCAACGGAGCAAACCGAAUCCGAUAUACAACCACCAAAGCAGCGGAGGACACCAAAUCAGGCGAUCUGUACGAACCGGAGUUCGACAUUGACAUCAGAAUCGAUGUUUCACCUGAUUCCCCUUAAGAGGUGGGAAGCUCACCAACUCCAUCCAUCAUCAUGACACGCACAUACACACAUACUUCCUAGCAUUCUCCUCCCUCAACACACACACACACACACACGAGCUCAUUUCUAGCAACUUGUAGA
Molecule: messenger RNA, 1622 nt
Organism: Toxorhynchites rutilus septentrionalis
Lineage: Eukaryota; Metazoa; Arthropoda; Insecta; Diptera; Culicidae
Exons: 3
Coding region: 390-1499 (369 amino acids)
Source: RefSeq, a predicted model, not a curated record